Molecule: messenger RNA, 2512 nt
Organism: Microbotryum saponariae
Lineage: Eukaryota; Fungi; Basidiomycota; Microbotryomycetes; Microbotryales; Microbotryaceae
Source: the annotation of a GenBank genome assembly
AUGUCCGGUGGAGGUGGUGACGACGGUGGCACUGGCUUACAGAGGUCGACCGCCGACACCGACUCACCGCGACAACGCCAAGCUCCGGACGUGGCGGUGGCGGCACCGGGCGCCUCGUCGUCGUCGUCAUCGUCGUCGUUCACAACCUCGUCUUCCACGCCGUCCGGGGCUUCCAUCUCGGAAGGAGACUCGACUUCGACCAGUGCCACCUCGAACCCACGGCAUUCGUAUUCGGGCAGCUGCGACACGUUCGAUCCUCGCUGCAGCCCGUCUCUGGCGUACGGGCAACAAGAGCACCCGCCGUUCGGCGGCGUGCAGCAGCCACAGCAGCUCCACCUUGAGGCGCCGGCUAAACACCUUCGGCCUCCGCUGCCGGCCCUCUCGACCACGACGACGUUGCAAGGCCGAUUCGACCCACCUUACAAGUCCUUUGUUCAGUUGCACCAACCGCAACUCACCGCGCACCACGCCCAGCUGUACCAUGCCGUCGAAUCGAGUCGGUAUAAUUGGGAUCCCCUCACGGGCGAGCCACGCUCCGUACCGCAAGAUUUGACGUACCCGGGCUUGAGCGUCGGCGAGACCAGUCCGCGCCCACAUACAUCAAGUGCUGGCCCAUCGGAUCGUAGGGUCUCGUUCCAGCUACAACAAACUCCGCAAGGUCGAAACUCUGCAAUGUUGAGUUCGGCCGUCGUGACCGCGCUACGUUCCGGGAACGAGAUGACCAUUGGCGAUUUGCUCGAGAUGAGCAUGUCCAACACGGCGUCCUCGUUAGCUUCUCCUCCUGGUUCCCUGGUGGAGUCUUCUUUGUCCUGCGGUGGACCCCAAUCGCCAUCCGAAAAAUCCGACUUUGUCUCGCCGAAUCAGCUCGAAACCGCAGAGGUGAAUUGCUUGAACGACUUGGCGGGGCAUGCUCGAGCGGCGGACCACUCCCGCGAGGCUGGACACGCAACAUCACGAACAACACGGGGUGGCUCGACGCCAUGUUUUAAUGUGACAUCGUGCCCUCCUCGACCUGUGUUGGACGCGACGCGCGAACACCCGUGCUCGAGCGUGGUGGUGAUGUCAGCCACUCGAGGGCAUAUCGCUGACCUUUUGCUCGACUCGUGUUUCUCCGCAUCGUUUUGCAUCUUGCAGGCCACGAACGACCCUACUGCAUCUGUCCCACGCGUCAAACCUUUCAUCGCAAAGCUCGAAUAUCUGCUGUCCCAUCCCGAAUAGUGAGCCGUCUUCACUCGAGCGCUGACAUUGGAGGCCCGUACGGAGUUCCGCAGCACACUCGCUGACGUCGAAGCCCGUGUACCCCCAUAUCGUAUCGCCGCCCAUCCGUGCAGCUUCAAAGAUUGUAUGGUCUGGGAGUGAGUUUUCCGUUUUCAAUCUUACCUUCGCUUCUCUGGACCCCGUGUUCUGCUCGCCCCUCCGCCUCCGUUGGCCCCGGCCGUCGGCUCCGACCUAGGCGUGAUCGUCUGGCAUCGUGGCGCUGGCCUCGGGAUCCGGAACUCCUAAUCGACAGGUUGCCGCCUUGCCCGGGAGCUUUCGUGCAGACCAUUGGCGAUAGAAGUUUUCGGGAAUGCCGUUUGACAAGUACUGACACCGCAUUCUUUUUUCUCGAAUUUUUAUCUUGUGUAGUGAUUCGGGCACCUCGUUCAUCGUCUGCCACGCCCAACCCAGGCUGCUCUCCGAGGUCUUGCCCAGCUUCUACCAGCAUUCGAGUCUGCACGCGUUUACUCGGCAACUCAACGUGAGUGGAAUUGUUACGUGGUCGGAAGACCGUCCACAAUACGCGGAGGUGUCGGUCCCAGGACGCUUGGCGUGCUUUCUCCGCAGCUCGGCUCGCUCCGGGUAUUGCCGCGCUUACUCCGGCGUUUACCGCUUGCUGCGUCUUUGUGUUGACGGUCUACGUCUACUAUGCUUUGAAAAACAUUGUCCGUAUCAUCGUGACCGUGACUGACGUUGCAUUCGGUUCAUUGUGCGAUUUCCGGCCGUACAGGUCUACGGCUUCGCUCGCCUGUCGCCGUCGGAGCUCAUCUCGAAACUUGACAUCACCUCGACGCACGAAUAUUCCGGGUGGCGGCAUUCUUCUUUUACCCGUGACGACCAUAGGAAGAUGCACACGCUCACGCCGAAACCCUCGCGGGCACGAGCUCAGAAGAAAGUGGAGAAGCAAGAGGCGCAGGCUGUGGCCCGGCACGAAGCGGAAACCCACCGGCAAACGGUGGCCAAACAGAAGCAACAGGUUCAGCAGCAGCAACAACAGGAGCAACAACUUCAGCAGCAGUACCAGCAACAGUACCAAUCGUCGAUAUAUGAGCAUCCCCAACCGGCACAGACUUUUCAAAGAUAUGCCGGCUCCGCGCAUCAGCAGCAACAGCAGCAGCAGCAGGACUACGUGCGGGGCCCGGCUCAAUUAGACCAGAUGGAUGAUCAAGUGGGCUCGGGCCCUUCGCCUUUCCUGGCGUACUCGGCGUACACGUUCGACGCUGUCAGCUCCGCCUCGGCCUUGCAGGAGCGAUAG